This is a messenger RNA of Rhipicephalus microplus (southern cattle tick), 3953 nucleotides long. RefSeq names its product protein MMS22-like. Gene Ontology annotation, cellular component: nuclear replication fork. Lineage: Eukaryota; Metazoa; Arthropoda; Arachnida; Ixodida; Ixodidae. The record is from RefSeq and is a predicted model, not a curated record. Gene Ontology annotation, biological process: double-strand break repair via homologous recombination; replication fork processing.
UGGACCCUACGGGCGCGAGUGCGUGAGUUUUAAAAGAUCCCCAAAACGCGCCGGUCGUCUUCUCCGCAGGAUGGCAGUCGCGGCAGCAUUCCCGUGCCAGACGGCGGCACGUAUCUCCGAAGUGGUUUUUGAGCUGACCGAUGCAGAUGUAGGCAUCUUGUUCGACUGCGCUGCCGGUGUGCGUCCGCAAGCAGUGGGAUGCCACAUACCGGCUGAUGUGCCUUACAUCCAGCUGUGUGGACAGCCAGUGUGUCGUACCCAGUUUUCCCGCACCCAGCUCACCCGGCUGUUUUGGACCAUAAGGUCGAAGAUUAUUGCUCUGCAAAAUGACACGGGUAUCCACCGAAACUCACUUGGUUCUGGUGGGGCCUCACAGCUUCACUAUGAAGUGUCCUCAUUCCUCAGCUUCAUCAGGCAUGAAGUUGAAAGGGUUGCAGACAGUGCAUCUACAAAGAUGGUUGAUAGGCCAUACCACAAUCGGGAUACGGAGUGGCUUGAUUCGCGCGAACUGUGUUUCUGCCUCCUGGAUGAGCUGAGGCUGACGUUGCGCCUCACUGGCCGCUUCUCGGACAUUCCAGUGGACAAAAACCACUGCCGCUCCAGCGACAACCGCCGUUUUCACAUUGCGCUCGAGUUGUGGUGGACUGCGCUUCGUGUGACAGACAUCGUCAUGUCCUCCCACUUGCUCAGAGGCGCUGAGAUCUCAUUCUGCGACCUGGGUGGCUUUGGACAGAACGCCGUCUUCGCUCAAGUGGCUGUGCUCUUCUUGGCGGACCUCUGCUGUCUGUCAUCUCGUUUUUUCCAGAGCCGAGGUGUUGUGCCGCAGGAGAGUGAAAGAGCGUUUCCUUGCACGUGCGUGCAUGAUGCCUGGGCCAUGGCAGCUGAUCUCAUUGGUCGGAGGCACGAACACUUUGUCGAAGAGGCAUUUUGGACUUAUGUGAGCUUUGUGCUUGAAGUAGUCUGUCCACAGUCCAGCAGGGACCUUGAACUAGACCUCAACGGUUUCUGCUUGUCUUCAUUUUCUGUGAACGUGGAAGAAAGCGAGCGAGCUGCCUUCUGUCUGUGGAUGCUCAGUGCCAUUGCAGAGGCCAGCAAGGACACACUCUGGAGCGCCAAGGGAAGGAGCAACUAUGCCACAGCCCAGAAAUUUGUGAUGGCCGUGACAGCUGAUGCGAAGGAGUCGCUGAUGCGAGUGGCCGUGCGUUCCUGCAUGAGUCUGCACAGGGUCUGGGAGCCGAGCAUUGAUCUCCUGCAGUCACUGCUGGACUUUUUCCUGAAGAACUUGAAUGAAAAUUUUCUCAUCGGCUCAUCUGGAGUGCAGGCAUUUCAAGUGAUCUGCCAAACAAGCCAGCAGAUACACAUUCGUGCCAGAACCCUGGUUGAAACGAGUGACCUGGGAGCAAGAGGAGCAGAAAACAGCUACGAGCUUUUCCUCAUGCUGCUGGCCCAGAGCCUGCAUAGGCAGUCACCAGAGGGCGUCACCAGCACAUGGAGGUCACUGCGUGGUCGCAUCUGCAGCCGGUUUCACGCCAAGCGAGUGGAAGAGCUGUCUGAGCUGGGCCUGCAAAACUGCUCCCUGCUCUUCCUGGUGCUCUCCCUCUCCGUCGACCUGGACGAACCGGUGGAUCGCCUGCUGUCUGUGCUUGUGCUGGUGCCCUCCGAGAGUCCAGUGGAAAAGCUACGAGUGGCCCUGAGGAGCUUGUUUGCAGUUCUGCUUCUGCUGCAGGCAAGCUCGGCCGAUCUGUCCAAGGUGGCACAGAAGACAGCCGGAUGGUUUUUUGAGCGCUGUGUGGGCUUAGGGCCACAGAGUGGGAAUGCUGCCAUUCAGUCGUUGCGGUCUCUGCUGCUGCCAGUGUACACGGAAGGAAUCCGAGAGGUUAUGGACACCAGUUCGCAGCUUGACUGCUCAGAGCACGCACUGCUGGUGCCUGAGAUGGUUUUGCUGCUGGAACAGUGCUCCACAUCGCAGCAAGAGGAUGUGCUGGGAACUAUCCACGAGGCGGCAGAAAAGCUGAGGGUGGUCCACAAGCGGGCUCUUUCUCGGAACCUUGAAAGAACGGAUGAUGACAGAAAAAUGCUUGCACAGCACAAGGCUUUCAGUGACGCCAUCUUCAAGAGCACGCUGCAGUUCCUGCACAAGGCACUGGCACUGCCUGUCCACGCUGCGUCCCCGGCCACCUGUUUCACAGACCUCGCUGUCAACAUCACGCUUCUGGCACUGGACCUGCCGUCAUCGCAGGCAGUUCCAGUAAAAGCGAACUUUGGGAGUCUCUUUGAGCAUUUUGGGUGUUCGCCCCACACGCAUCCCAGCGCAUCCGGCCGCUUCCUGUGCCUGGUGCUGGAAGAUGACCAGGCGUGCUUUGAGCUAGAGUCGCGUGUCACAAACAGCGAUGCAAGACUUGUCCAGGCCUGGCUCCGCUGCUGUGUAGGCGUGGAGCCGCCAAAUUCGGAAAUGACUCGACUCUCAAGGAUUGUGCUAGGCCGCAGAGAGUUUGCCAAUUACAACAGUCUGGCGGCCACCAUCGUGCCUUCGGACGAGGUGACGGCGCACGACGACCUUGCCGUCCACUUCUUCGACUGCUUGGCACAGUACGCCGACAUCGUUUGUGCGAUGGAUGGCAUCUCGUCACUGACUCAGCUGAGGCAAAGCGUAGCCUACUACCUCAAAGACUUUGUUGCCGUGGCAACGGCUCAGUCGCGAAACGCUGCUGCCGCAGCGGCAACGCGUGACAGCCUGGGAAAUGUGUACCUCCUGUGUGGCCAGCUGUUUCGUCUGUGUGCAGGCCUCAUCUAUACCAGAGGCAUGGCCGACUGUGUGCUUCCUAGGCUGCUGGACUCAUUGAUCCUGCCUGGUGCCUUGUAUGCCGGGAAGCCCAUCCCCCAGGCACAGCUGGCUGCCAUCAAACAGCACUUGCCUCUGUUCAUCUGCGGACUGCUGUCGCUGAACCCACAGACGGAUGCCUACAUCGAGAGGAAGUUAAAGGACAUCGUAGUUCACUACUUGCCACUGUUCCCUACGCAAACUCAGAGCUCCAUCCACCACACUGGAGAGCAUCCUCUUUUGGCAACGCUGCAGAACUGCGGAGGAGCCUGCCGCGCUGCUGCGGAAAGGAGGGCAGCAUACGUCGGUUUCCUUCUAGACUUCAUUCAGAAGCACUUCGUGGCCAAGAAGGCCGUGUCUGGCACUCACCUCACUCAGGCUCUGCGGUUCCUUCUAGAACUGCUGAAGCACCUGGCACCCCUGAAGAAAGAAUGCUCAAGUGUUCUGCAGUCAGGAUUGCCGAACCUCCUGAACAGCCUCAGUAUGCUGAGUGUCAACGCCCGAACGAACCGCGAGCUGGUGCUGCAAGUGACACGUGCCGUGAUGACAUUUUCUUCGGCAAUGGCCGCACCAAAGUGAAGCACUUGGUCAAACCUGCAAAGCAGCUUGGCCAGUUUUACGCCUCAGGAUUGUUGCAGGCUGUUGAUAGUGGCUGCUCUGUAGCGGACCAUCUCAUCGACCCACAGAGGCAUGUUGCUACAAGGAACUUGAUUUUGAAGAUUGUUUAGACUGUCGCUUUUUUUUUGUUUUAUAUUGUGAUCGUGUUGCUGUGCUUCCAUCAUCCUGAAUGCUAGGAGUGCCAGCACUGUACACAUCCAGGCUCUUGGUUAUGUAUACGUUCAGUGCUCAUGAAAUUUGGUGCAAAAUAUUGAGCAAGCUUAUGCAAACAUGUAAGUACCGACGUGCAGUUCAUGUCAUGUUGCCAUAAUAUAAGCUCUCGCACUUAUGUCAGGCCUCUAGCAGCAGUCAUAUUCAUAGUCAAUGACAUGGUUACCUAUUACAAUUAAAAAUAUUUAUUGUUACAUAUGUAGAAGCUUUGCUGCCAAGCUUCAUUCUAGGAGCUACCCUACAGGCAUUCAGUGGUGCAUGGUGUCAAGUUUGCAAAUGUACAUAAAUAAACUUUUUCUCAAAA